Molecule: messenger RNA, 2153 nt
Organism: Macadamia integrifolia
Lineage: Eukaryota; Viridiplantae; Streptophyta; Magnoliopsida; Proteales; Proteaceae
Product: probable F-box protein At3g61730
Exons: 8
Coding region: 27-938 (303 amino acids)
Biological process (GO): reproductive system development
Cellular component (GO): nucleus
Molecular function (GO): protein binding
Source: RefSeq, a predicted model, not a curated record
UGAAUCCCCUGUAACGGAAGAGGUCAAUGGGGAAGCGAAUACGAAGAGGCAGUUCGAUUUGCUCCUGUUCUUCUCCUCGAUCGAGUUCUAUCACUCCAAACUCAAUUUUCUCCUGCUACGAAGAGGAUAUAUGGACGGAGAUCGCGAAAUACUUGGACGGAAUAUCUCUAGUGAUGCUUGGAGCAACGAAUCGUUGGUUCCAUCAGAUCGCGAUGCACGACAGCGUAUGGAAGUUUGCUUGUUUGCGAGAUCUUCGAGUUCCUCAACCAGAACACGUGGAUUUCAAGUGGAUCAAACUUUACACCUCAGCUUUUGAUGGAAGUCACUCUUACUCGUUUCAUCAACAAGAGAAACACAUAGAUUGGAUGAGAAUUGGCGCGUUUUUCUUUGACUCAACGGUUGCGCUGCUGACGGAGAAGCUGUCUUCUCCCAUGGAAAUCCCACGAGGAGGAGGAGGCACAGAGCAAAUGGCGCGGAAUACUGGUUCUUGUGUCUUGAGCAGCAUUAAAACUGGAAUUUGGAUAGCCGAUCUACAGCUCGUAAGAUGCCCUGCCUGCAACCUCAACACAUGCGAAGGAACGAUGCAGACGUUAGAUGCAAGGCACAUAGAGCUGUUCCUAAACGAGGAGUACAAGAAAGGGAGCUGGCAGUAUGAAGAAAUUGGAUGCCACGAAAUAAAGAAGCACACAGACGGGGCCAUGGCAGCCAUUUUUGACAUGAGGCACCUGAAGGAUUCUUCCACCUCUGAGAUUUUGGAGCUCAAAUCAUGGGUAGGGAAGCCCAACGAUUGGCAACCAAAGGCUCGAAUAACUCUACAUGCAGUAGCCGUGAACACCAAUUUGCAACAGAAUGAAGGAAUUCAUGUAAAAUACCAUGCAAUGAAGGCAGGACCUGGAGGUGAAAUCGUUUCAAUACGAAUAUCUCAGCAACUUAUCUGAUAACCCAGAUAAUCCAGAAAUGACGUAGCUUCUUGACAACCAGAAAGUGUAGGUAGAAGUGUAAAGUGUAGAAAUAGAACAGUUUCAGGUGCUUUGAUUUGCCUUCCUGUGCACUCAUUGCUAGAAAUAACCAUAGUUUUAAAGGCAGAAAGAUCUUUCUUUUCUUUUUUUUCGAGACUUCUGCUGAUCUUGGGAGACCAGUGUCUCCCUGCUUUUCGAUUCCCCACUUCUUUUCGAAGUAUACUUUCUAUGAAUUCUCAACACCAAUACACACUGUAUCUGUUUUAAGCCGAUCAAAGUGGUCUCAUCAAGAAAUCCAGACUAAAAAGGCAUACUGCGGAGUCUGAGGAAGGUCAUAUCGUAUGGUCUUACACUCACUUCAUGGAGAGGUGGUUUUCCGACUCGAACUCACGACCACUAGGACGAUCUGAAGCAAACUUACCUUUGCACCAAGGUCCACCCUCCAAGUAAUCCAGACUAGAUCCAACACACACACACAUUAAACUGCUGGACUAAAUAUUUUGGCCACAAUCAUUAAAUCACCACCCUGACACUACAUGUGCAGGCAACAGCCCACCAAUUGGCAGCAAACCAAUUAAGGGAUAACCCAAGUAAACGUCCUAUGGCUUAAAAAUACAUAGGCUCUCUUGGAUGCGAAUACAAACUAGAAAUAUAUCUAAAAGCCUGUUCUCAGAUGUUAGGAAUGCAUCCUAUAUUCUGAGAAUGCAUAUGAAACAGGAUUUAGAAAAUAAGUUUAUAACUGAAAAACCAAUGAUGUAGUCAGACAUUACAAACUUACCUGACAUGACUAUGAACAUCUGAGAACAGGCUUUUCACUACAAUUCUAGUUUGUAUUCACAUCCAGACUGACAGCCUGGGUAUUUUUAAGUGAUAUGACAUUUACUUGGAUUAAGCCUGUGUUUAGCAUGCAUUCCCAAAAUAUAGGAUGCAUUCCUAACAUAGAAUGAGAAUUCUCGUUCUCAGCCAUAAUGCGGAAUGAGCUACAUAGCAUGUUUCACAAAUAGGUGCACAUUCUCUAACAUCCAUGAACAAGAAUGUAUACCAAAAAAAACUAUUCUUUUUGUAUUAGAACGUGUUCUUGACGUAGAAUGCAUUCCAAGAAUGCAUGCCAAACACAGCCAAAGUCUCAGAAUGUGCUCUCAGCCUCAAAUUCAUUCCAAGUGUCCAAUACCAAACACAGCCUUGGCAACCAUG